Messenger RNA from Nezara viridula (southern green stink bug), 3438 nucleotides. NCBI's taxonomy places the organism in Eukaryota, Metazoa, Arthropoda, Insecta, Hemiptera, Pentatomidae. The record is from the annotation of a GenBank genome assembly.
AAUCAUCAGUUCGGAUGUGAUAUCUAGUUAGCGAGAUGGCUGAUGACCAGAAAAGAAUUUUUAAGCAAAAGAGGCUUAACACUCGACUUUUGGAAGCUGUUUACACAAAGGAUCUUGAAAAAGUCAAAACACAGUUAGCGAAUGAAGCUCACCCAGACACUCAAUGCCAAGUAAGCCUGGUAAGUCCUUCGCACCUGGCAGCCUACCAUGGCUCAGUCCCCAUUCUUGAAGAGCUGCUCAAGAAGGAUGCAGACCUCACGAAAACGGAUAUCAGAGGACUGCAGCCCCAUCACCUAGCGGCCUUCAGGAAUGAAUCUCUGCCAUGCCUCAAGAUUAUUCUAGAUAAAAUGAAUGACUUGAUAGAUUCGCCUGUGAGACGGGAACAAACUGAAACGACACUACGAGAUGAGGUGUCAGAUUCUUAUGGCCACAACCACAAUGACCUUACUAAUUUGAUUCGAGAAGAAAUUAAAGAUGGAGCUACUGCAUUAUAUAUCGCAACUAAAAAAGGGCUCACUAAGGUUGUCGAAGAACUUUUGGAAAGAAAUGCUACGGUAACAGAGGAAAUACUAGAUCUUGCAAGGAAUCAAAAUGAUAUAUCUAUAAUGCUGAAAUCAGCAUACAAAAAACAUCCCAAGAUGGGAGAACUGCAGAUGGCCGUGUUUAAAGGCAAUGUGGAGGUUGUGCAGAAAUGUUUGCACAAAAUGGGAAAUGACGAACUAGAACCUACAAUGCUCCAUUUAGCUGUUCAUAAUAAACUAAAAAAUGAAUCUAAUAAACACGAUUACAAUGAAAUUCUUGUAAUGCUAGUCGAAACUGAGAGGAUAAACAUAAAUUAUCAAGAUGAAAACAAUAAAACGCCCCUUUAUUUGGCGACCGAAAGCAAAUGGAUGGACGAUAUUGAUUGGUUGCUCACAAAAAAUGCUGAUGAAACGAUAGAAUGUCGAAAUGGGGAAACCGUCUUCCAUGUUGCAGCUAGGAACAAAGAUUGUAACGUGCUGAAAUAUCUUCUAAAGACCAAACCUAAAAGUAAUGCACUCAAACAAACGGACAAUGAAGGUUACACUCCUCUCUACAGAGCUAUUAAAUCAGGAUGUGCUGACUGUGUCCAAGUUUUGCUAGCAACCGCUUCUGAAGAUGAUUAUAAACUAAUAUUAAAAGAUCGAGAACUUACUAUUUUACAUGCUGCAAUCGAAUCUAGUAGAAAUCCAGAUGUAAUUUUACAAAAGAUAUUGGAAUUCUUGAUGAAAAAUAAUUCACCUGAAAAUAUUUCUAUAUUUAAUCAAAUAAGCAGUGAAGGAUUGACUGCUGUAGAAUUAGCUGCCAAAAAUGGGGAAGUAAAAUGUUUAGAUGUUCUAUUUAAGUAUGAUAUCAGUGUCUUGCCAAUGAAUAUUGAUAAAAAGAAACAUCAUGAUACAGCUUUACACCAUGCUGCCAAAAAAGGUUACUAUGUAUGUUUGGAAAAAUUAUUAGACAGGUGUGAAGAUCUCGUUGAUAUGUUAGACAGUAAUUGUCUCACUGCUCUUAUAUAUGCUGCUCGUGGAGGACAUAACAAAUGUGUGAAACUACUGUUGAAAAGAGGAGCUAAUCUCGCUAUUAAAGACCCAUCUCUUAAUCGAACAGCAGUUGAUAUAAUUAUGUCUAAUGUACCCACAGCUGUGGAAUCAAUAGAUGACGUAUUAGAUAGUUUUAUUGUGCCAAUUAAAAAUACUCAGUUGGUUGAAGUCACAACAAAAAUUAUCACAGAAAAUAAUCAAAACAAUGAAACUAUACCUGACCAAGAAGAAAUACCUCUUCUAAAUAGUAUUAAUAAUGAUGAAAACAAUACGAUCCAUGAACAAAAUCCCUCUGCGAACCAAGUUGCUAUUGACAUAAAUACUGAUGGGCCAACAGCUGAAGAUAAGAAUGUACAAAAUAAUUCUAGUGUACCAAAUAAUCAGCAGACUGAAGUGACAACAAUUUUAUCUAAAAACAUUAUACAAAAUAACAAACAAAUAAACAACCAAGUAAAGAAUCCUGUUAUAAAAAAUAGUAACUAUAAUGAACACUAUAAAAUCCAUAAGGUCAACUUGGAAUACAAAUGUUUACUUGCUGGAUCAAGACAGCUAGAAGUUAUUGAAGCUGUAAAUGAAUGUAAAUAUGAUAAACUGAAGCAAAAAUUUUUUUUGCACCCUUUAGUUAAAACUUUCCUGAUAUCUAAAUGGAAUAAGAUAAAGAAUCUUCACUUAAUUUUAUUUUUUGUGUAUCUGAUACACACUCUCUCAGUGACUGGGCUUGCGAUCUGUGCAACAAUAUGGCUAAAUUUGAUUGCUUAUCUUAUAUGUUUCAUUUUUAUAUUGUUAACGAUGAUUCCUAUUAUUUUAGUGGAAAUUGUAACAUGGGUGCAAGAUGCAAAAAUCUAUUCUCGCUUUGAAACGUAUAUCAAAUGGAUAGGGAUCCUUUUGAUUGGAUUGUUUAGUGUGAUGUCUAUAUUCCCACAGAUAAGCUUUAUUAUUUCCUAUUUUGCAUCUGUGGCAGUCCUUUUCAGUUGGAUGAAACUGAUUCUCUUUUUUUCCAUGAGAUGUAACGGAGGCUUCUAUAUUCUCUUGUUUUUCAAGAUCGCCCAAAAAGUUUUUCAAGUCUUAUGUUUAUUUUCAUUCCUAAUUUUUGGAUUUGCAUUGUCUUUCUACAUUCUUUUUAAUGGAAGAAAACCAUUUCCAGAUCCAUUAACAUCAUUAGGUGCAGUGAUGGCAAUGAUUUCUGAAAUAAAAUAUGAUGAAGCGUUUGGGAAGGAGACUGAUUUAAUUUUAAAAAUAUUAGGACAUAUAUUAUUCAUUAUGUUUUAUGUUCUUGUUGUAAUUGUGAUGAUGAACCUUAUUGUAGGUUUGUCUGUAAAUAUAGUAACUGAGCAUGAAGGGAAAUGCAAACAUUUAGCAAUGCAGGGUUCAUUUCUAAGUCUGGUAGAUAAAUUUUGCUGGGACGGUGAAACUAACAAAUUCAUUAUAUGGCUAAGGGAGCUCAUAGAAAAAAUUAGUCAUUAUUGGACCAAUAAAAAACUGAAGGAAAAAGAAAAAAUUAAUUCUAUAACUAUCUUUCCAAACCAACUCUUAACAGACAAUAUCUUUGGAAAAGAAUUAAUCUUUGAAGUUAUGGAAAUAGUCAAUAACAAAGCUAAGCGAUAUAGGCCUGAAACCAUGGCACAUAAGAUGGAUAAGAUGAGAGAUAGGGUAGAUGAAGUUCUUGAUCUUUUUCAUAGGAGAAAUUAAUUUGCUGUUGCCUUCUUUCAUCUUAGUUUUAAAGGAUGACAAAUGAUUUCAUAUCAUCUGACUUGAAUUUUGAAUUUAACUUAAAGGGAUAGAGUGCUACCAAUGGGUAGUUUCUCAGCAAGCGUGUUUCAUGUGAUAAUAUUCCUCUGUUCACAUUUACUUGAUGUAUUCAUACUAAUACAGUGGUAAAUAU